Molecule: messenger RNA, 1261 nt
Organism: Trichoderma harzianum CBS 226.95
Lineage: Eukaryota; Fungi; Ascomycota; Sordariomycetes; Hypocreales; Hypocreaceae
Exons: 4
Coding region: 267-1007 (246 amino acids)
Biological process (GO): protein localization to microtubule plus-end; spindle assembly; regulation of microtubule polymerization or depolymerization
Cellular component (GO): microtubule plus-end; cytoplasmic microtubule; microtubule organizing center
Molecular function (GO): microtubule plus-end binding
Source: RefSeq, a predicted model, not a curated record
UGAUUGGACGACCCUGUCAAAAUACAGGCCUCUGGACGACCUUGACAAUCCAAACACGCGAACGAAUAGCUGGAUAAAUUUCUCCUGUCAUCCUCAUUUCGCUGCCCUGCGCCACGACACCGGCUGCUGCAGUCCCUUUUCUAGGCGAUACCCAGCAUCUGCACUCUGCCCUUUUUAUAUUCCCUCCUUUGAAACUCGCAUUCUCGUCGCGAUAGCUAUUCCAGCGGUUGCCCUAACUUUCUAUUUGCAUCACAUAACCUGACAAAAUGGGUGAAUCCAGACAAGAGCUCCUCAAUUGGCUGAACAGCCUCCUUCAGCUUAACAUGACCAAGGUCGAGCAGUGCGGAACUGGCGCCGCGCUCUGCCAGGUCUUUGACAGCAUAUACAUGGACGUGCCUAUGUCCAAGGUCAAGUUCAACGUCAGCGGCGAUUACGCCUACAUCCAAAACUUCAAAGUUUUGCAGAACACGUUCCUCAAGCACCAGGUCGAUAAGCCCAUCCCCGUCGAAUCGUUGGUGAAAUGUAAGAUGCAGGACAACCUGGAGUUCCUGCAAUGGACGAAGAAGUUCUGGGACCUCAACUUCCCCGACCACGAUUACGACGCUGUUGCACGAAGAAAGGGUGGCGGUAUGCCCGCAGCUAGUUCCGGAGCGGCGGCGCCCAGGGCUGCUGUCUCUAGCGCCGCUGCCCGACGAGUUGGCGGCACCACCCCAAGCACCGGCCCUCGUCUCGCCAAGGCAGCACCAGGCCCGGGCACCGCAGCUCUGCAGGCGGAGAUAGCGACUUUGAAGGAGAGCGUGGGCGGCCUGGAGCGCGAACGAGACUUCUACUUUAGCAAGCUUCGUGAUAUUGAAUUGCUGAUCCAGCAAGCUGUGGAGGAGGACCCUGAACUGGAGAAGCAAGAGGAUGGCCUGGUCAAGCACAUUCAGAACAUCCUGUACUCUACGGAGGAGGGCUUCGAGAUCCCAGCCGAGGCCGAGGGUUUGGAUGACCAGGAGACUUUUUAAAACGAAGCUAUUGGACCGUGAUAUUUGAUCGCUUAGAAGGGGAUGGGGAGGAGCAUUUGGAAGGGUUUGGGUUGUUGAUUCAAAGCAUAUGGCCAUUCAUGCGUGAUGGAAGCAUUCAUGGGUGCCGCAAUUUACACCUUUCUUUUUUUUUUUUGUUAGAGGACUUAGGGUGUGAAUCCUAUAGAGCAAACUAGUACAACUGUUUGGACAAUACUACUAUUAAUACGUCUUUGUGUUGGUUGGUGUUAUACCUA